AUGAUGCAAUGGACGUCUUUCGUCCAGAAGGCUCAGUCUUUGAUUGACCCGGCUAACUUCAACAUACCAACCCUCAAUUCCUCCGAUCGCAACCCCUCCAAAGCUUCCUUGUUUCGCCAGCAAUUCCGUCUUCCCGAUUCCCAAAAUCCAUUACAAGAGAUAACAGCCGAGUUAAUCCUUCCAAUCCCUCAUACUUCUUCUGCGACCUCGGGUGAUCGGCUGGACCGUUCCGGCAAUCGCUACGCGGGAAGGCUGCAUCUGAGUGAACGAUUCAUUUGCUUUUCUACCCAGCCUACCAGCUUCGUACCUUCGGCGAGCCUGAGUGCUUCAACCCAUUGGACCGGUCAGACUCACGGCACUGGACCUUCGGGCAAUGGAUUUACCAUCCCGCUUUGUUGCAUCCGCCGAGUCGAGCGGUUGAAUAGUUUGAGUCAUGUGUUCUCACUCGCAUUGACAACAUGGAACGGCGCAUUGGGGAAGCAGCAGGAACCCAACUUCGUUCCGCAGCGAUUUACCAUCCAGUUAGUUGGAAGCAGGCAGGCCUGUGAACGAUUCUGCGAUGGCCUGAAGAAAGGAUUGCGGGAAGGCAUGAAGGAAAUAGAGAACCUACGCAUAGUCGUAGCGGACUGUUAUUCGGAGUACUUGCUCUCUGGGGCAAAAUCAAAAACUGAAGAAGGCGGCUCGGGUGAGCGUCAACCACCAGAUGCUGGACUGGGCAUGAUCUUCCGCUACCCCGGAGAUGCUCGCAAGCUUCGCGAUAGAAGUAAAAUGCGAUUAUGGGGUGAAUACUUUAGAGAAAAUGGUCGCAAUGCGACUCUGGUUAGACAACCCACGUUUCACAAGCUGAUCAGGGUUGGUCUUCCGAAUCGCUUGCGUGGAGAGAUUUGGGAGCUGAGCUCCGGCUCUCUAUACCUUAGGCUGAGGUCACCGAAACUAUACACUCAAACUCUGUCCAAAUUCUCAGGACAAGAGUCUCUCGCCAUUGAUGAAAUCGAAAAGGAUCUCAAUCGCAGUUUACCAGAGUAUCCUGGAUUCCAAAGUGAGGAAGGCAUCGGGCGCUUACGGAGGGUCCUUACAGCCUAUAGUUGGACCAAUGCAGAGAUUGGCUACUGCCAGGCCAUGAAUAUCGUCGUUGCAGCUUUGUUAAUAUACAUGUCCGAAGACCAGGCAUUCUUCUUACUGUCCGUUCUGUGCGACCGUCUUCUGCCUGGUUAUUAUUCGACAACUAUGUACGGAACCUUGCUCGACCAGAAGGUGUUUGAAUCCCUCGUGGAGAAAACAAUGCCUAUUCUGUGGGAACAUCUCGGAAAGUCUGAUGUGCAGCUUUCUGUUGUCUCGCUGCCCUGGUUCCUUUCACUUUACAUCAACUCUAUGCCGCUGGUGUUUGCUUUCCGAGUCUUGGAUGUAUUCUUCCUUGAGGGGCCAAAGGUCCUGUUCCAGGUCGGCUUGGCGAUUCUCAGAGUCAACGGAGAAGAGUUGCUGGACGUGCAGGAUGACGGGUCGUUCAUUUCAGUGUUGAAGUCUUAUUUCUCUCGCCUGGAUGAAUCCGCCCACCCGCGCUCUGAGAAUCCGAAAUUGAGAGCCAUCACACGUUUCCAGGAACUGAUGGUUGUGGCAUUCAAGGAGUUUUCGGGUAUCACGCACAAUACCAUUGUUGAGCAGCGUGACAAACAUAAAGACGCAGUGUUGGAAAACAUUGAAAGUUUCGCCAAGCGCACCUCCAUUCGAAACUUGGGACCAGACAGCAAACGCCUUAGCAUGGAUGAUCUGGGAAUUAUUUACGACCGGUUCUACGAAAUUCUCUAUGAUCACCAGCAAAAGCAGAGGGUCGUCGAGGAGGAGAAGAGACGCCAGGAAAAGAAGAAGGCCGAACGAGUGUCGAUUCUCGGACCUCCCGCCGAUGCAGAAGUCGGCCGCGUCGGUCUUGGUCCAAGCCCUAGCCAUAUGGACUAUGACGCGUUCAGGAAUUUCCUGGCGAGUACCUCAAAAUGGGCGAAAGGCGACUCGCCUGGACCUUCACGAAAAGAGUCCGCAGCCGACCAAACCUUGUAUGGUUUCAGAGGUUUUGGCAAGGCGCCAACUAGCCGGGCCGAACCUGCGGAUCAUGAGUUUAUGCAACGGCUGUACCGCAAAUGGGCUAAGGAUCCGUCUGAGGGGCUAAGCCUGCAAGACGUAGUAAAUGGACUCGCACGCCUCAAGGGCCCGCGCGAUAUCAUGAACAACAUCAACUAUUUCUUCGAUCUGUAUGAUGACAGUGGGAAUGGCAGGGUUGAUCGAGAGGGAAUACUUAGGAUAUCCGAGGCUUUGCUCUUCCUGUCAAGACGGGGAUUUGACGGCACUAUCACACCCAGCCAGUCAUUGGACGAGCCGAAUGGCGGGAAUGAACGCCAAAUGGAACAAGAUAAGUUGAGCACGGAUGAAAGGUUCUUGGGGAGUGUCAGUUCAUUUAUCCGCCGCUGCUUUGAGUAUGCGGACCCCAGCGUGCCAGAAGGUCCAGGGUCAGAGGAUAAGGGCACGGAAGACAAGAGUGAAAACAAGGAUGCGGAGGAUACAGCGGACAAACUUGGGGCAUUCAGUAUUGGAGAUGAUGAAGAUGAUCUGAUCGACAUUGAUGAAGAAAAGCCAGAAAGUUCCACUGAACCCAAGGAAGAUGGCCAAGCUGGCGAGCAGCAGCACCAGCACCAGCAGGACCGACAUGCAACCGAAUCCGCCAACCCUGCCCUGGAUCCCAACAACCCCCUGCACAUUACACUUCCGACUUUCCGCAUGGUGAUUCUGGCCGAUGAACUUCUGGAACAGUUUUUCGAUUCUUUCUUCCCUCAAUCAUUCCGACUCGGAGAGCACCCACACCCAGCAUCACUGGCAUCCACUUCGCUAUCAUCUAACCUCACUACCUUUUCCAAUGCGGGCCAGGCCAAACCCCAGUUCAAUGCCGGCUCUAACGUGUCUGUCGCCGGAGCCUCUGGAGGAAUUGUUCCUCCGGGCAAGGGUCUGCGUGGGGUUCUGGAUAACAUUGUGUCUGAUGGUAUCCGCAUGGCGGCGGAAGUCAAGAAGAAGAUGGACGAGGCGCAACGUGAACUUGUUCGUGAGGAGGAUGACGAGGAAGAAGAAGAGGACUAUGAUCCCCACCGUACUGCUGGCCAACCGGCACCGUCCAUCGUUGGCGGUAUCUCCAGCUGGGGCGCAGGGGCGUAUGGCGCAGACCCCGAACAAAGGAGCGUCCGCGAAGCCGAUCGAGACUUGCUUGAGGGAGCCGAAGUUGUCAGUGUGCGCGGUAAGGAUGAAGCAUCACUUCUGGAUAAGGACGAUGAAAAGACAACAGCGGCUGAAGGCAGUGGGGAGAAGCAAGAAGGAGCGUCUGAUCAACAAGGAGUUCUCAGUAAGACAGUUGAGUUUGAAUCAUGA
Aspergillus wentii DTO 134E9 is the source of this 3405-nucleotide messenger RNA. Its product is annotated as GTPase-activating protein. NCBI's taxonomy places the organism in Eukaryota, Fungi, Ascomycota, Eurotiomycetes, Eurotiales, Aspergillaceae. The coding region runs from base 1 to 3405 and encodes 1134 amino acids. The record is from RefSeq and is a predicted model, not a curated record. The transcript has 3 exons.